Messenger RNA from Myripristis murdjan (pinecone soldierfish), 2682 nucleotides. It is a transcript of the gene slc35a3a, whose product is annotated as solute carrier family 35 member A3a. The transcript has 8 exons. The coding region runs from base 406 to 1392 and encodes 328 amino acids. Lineage: Eukaryota; Metazoa; Chordata; Actinopteri; Holocentriformes; Holocentridae. Gene Ontology annotation, biological process: pyrimidine nucleotide-sugar transmembrane transport. Gene Ontology annotation, cellular component: Golgi membrane. The record is from RefSeq and is a predicted model, not a curated record. Gene Ontology annotation, molecular function: pyrimidine nucleotide-sugar transmembrane transporter activity.
AAGAGGUUUGUACACGGAAGUCAUUCGAGGUUUUCUCCUUCUCUCUUUCUCGGUAAUUUACUCUGUUCGCCUGACAGGUCCCUCAGCCGGAAUGGCAGUCCACCCUGCGGUACUUUGUGCGGGAAGAUGAGCCGUCAGCGUGCGGUGGUUAGCGGACAGUGAACGUGGCGCCGGUGCGGGUCAAUGGACGCGAGAACUUGAGCCGCCGCUGUUUUGACAGCUGGGUUUCGCCUCCAGUACCUGGCUGCUGCGAGCUGGAAGGAAACCACACGCACUGUGCCCAGAGAGGGACCCUCUUGAUUGCAAAGUAAACUCUCUACGCCCCUGAAGUUGCUUUUAGAGGGUUUUUCUAAAGCACCAGUCAAAGAAAGUGUGGUGACCAGCUCCUCUUCCCGGCCGGUGCUCAUGGCUUCCUCCCGGCUGAAGUACCUCUCCCUGGGCGUGCUGGUCUUCCAGACCACCUCCCUGGUGCUCACCAUGCGCUACUCCCGCACCCUGCAGGGCGACGGGCCGCGCUACCUGGCCUCCUCCGCCGUGGUGGUGGCCGAGGUCCUGAAGAUCUUCACCUGCGUGCUGCUGGUCUUCAAGGAGCACAAUUACAGCGUGCGGGCUCUGAACAGUGUCCUUCGCCAGGAAAUAGUGCACAAACCCAUAGAAACGCUGAAGCUGGCAAUUCCCUCGGGGAUCUACACGCUGCAGAAUAACCUGCUCUACGUGGCGCUGUCCAACCUGGAUGCUGCCACCUACCAGGUAACAUACCAGCUCAAGAUUUUGACCACGGCUCUGUUCUCGGUGUCCAUGCUGGGUCGCAGGCUGGGCGUCUACCAGUGGCUCUCUCUGCUCAUUCUCAUGGCCGGAGUGGCUCUAGUACAGUGGCCCUCUGAGUCACCUGGAGCUCCAGAGAAAGAGACCCUGUCCGCAGGCUCCCAGUUUGUUGGUGUGAUGGCGGUGCUGGUGGCCUGCUGCUCCAGUGGCUUCGCCGGCGUUUACUUUGAGAAGAUCCUCAAGGAAAGCAAACAGAGCGUCUGGGUCCGCAACAUCCAGCUAGGGCUGUUUGGCUUUGUGUUUGGCCUCAUCGGGAUGCUGGCGUACGAUGGAGAGAGGGUGAAGCAGUCCGGCAUGUUCCAGGGAUACAACACAAUCACCUGGACUGUCGUGGCUCUGCAGGCGCUGGGUGGUCUGGUCAUAGCGGCGGUCAUCAAGUAUGCAGACAACAUUCUCAAGGGCUUUGCCACAUCACUCUCCAUCAUCCUGUCAACUCUUAUAUCCUACUUCUGGCUCCAGGACUUUGACCCCACCGGUGUGUUCUUCCUGGGGGCCAUCCUGGUCAUUGCAGCCACUUUCCUUUAUGGCUAUGAAGGCAAGCCCUCCCCCAACCCCAGCAGGGCUUAGGACCACUCUCUGCCCCUACGGAGGCACACAGGACGUCCUGUGAGAGGGUCAAGAAGGAAGAGGAGGACAGACAGGAGAGGAGAAUCGAGGGUCGGAGGAGACGAGCAGGAGAAAGAGGGGGAAAGGACUUUGUCAUAGCGUUGUAUUAUGAUCACAAACAGCAGGAGAGGCUUCAGGGCGGAGAGCAGAGGACUGGGAGAAGAGAGAAGCAGGAUGUGGACGGAGAAAAAAACUGCAGAAAGGCCUGAAGAACAGCAGCACGCACAGCGCUGUGAUGGAUCUCAACACCACAAGUGCCUCAGCUGGGAAGGGUAGCCAAGAUGAACUGGAAACUGUGGCUGAGUAAGGAAGGAAGGAUUUUUUUUUUCUACAUUGUUACCACUGUACAGAAAACCUCCACAGUUGUGGGAGAUUUUCUCAGCAGGACUGAUUGUAUAGGCGAAGAAUCUGUUUGACUGCCAGUCACCAUUACUGCCACAUCAAUCUUAACUCUACAGUAAACAAAUAAAACAUGAGGACAGACAGGCAGGAGUUGCCAGAAGGGCACGUUGAUAAAUAGUGUGGCUGCUGUGCAAACUGUUGGCUUGUUGACGCAAGAGUCGCUGGAUUUAAGACAGUAACAGUGACAUUUCACUAUGUGGCCCUGGUGUAGCAUUGUAUAGACUGGUAUUAGCAUGGUCUCGGGAGUAAAUAACAGUAUUACAGUCAUCUGACUGUAUAAAGUACAAUGUUACAGGAAUACAGAAAUCUGGCACUUGAAAAAUACUAUUAAGACCUGUAACACAGUUUACAGAUAGACUACUUAUAAAGGUGAUUAUUUGUUUAGAUAUUUUUGAAGGGAAAAGGUCGUUUUGAAUAUGUUGCAAAGAUCAUUUUAUAAAACUAGACACAACGGGUGUAAAUAAUAGCACCAUUUAAAUUAUAGUCAAUGAAUUUAAGUAAGUUGUUUAAUUUAUAUUCUGUAGAUUUGGGGGCAAAGUAAUCAAAAUGUGACUGACAGCAGCCCAGCUACUGUAAGUUACUGAGUCAGGAGGGAGUUUAUCAUGAUACUAAUUCCAUGCGAAAUCUAUAAGGUUUUGUGUAGAAAGUAACUUUCCAAACCCUGACUGUACGGUUCUGAGUGGGUUUUUAUCCCUUUACAACCACUGCAUCAGUAUGUUUUUUUGUUUGUUUGAUUGUUUGUUUUUUGUUUUUUGUUUUUUUUUUUCUUUGGUUAAAGCGGGUACAGUUAAUUACUUUACUGUUGUAUUUACCAAUUCUGAUCUCUUAUAAAGGAAAAUAUUUCCUUCA